This is a messenger RNA of Brassicogethes aeneus, 986 nucleotides long. The record is from the annotation of a GenBank genome assembly. NCBI's taxonomy places the organism in Eukaryota, Metazoa, Arthropoda, Insecta, Coleoptera, Nitidulidae.
AUGACGCCGCAGCGACCUGUUUUACCUGCAACAGACGUCAAAAUUGAGCGACAUCUAUACUUCAACCUAACAAACUCAAAGAAAGUUGUGUAUUUAUUAGUACCGAAGAUGAAUGAUCUUGUAGAAGGCUUCCAAAAUCUAUAUCUAACUUCUAGAAGUGUGGAAGGUCCUAAAGUUAUAAGAAAAAACGAAGCGUUCCUGAGAAACCUGUUGGAAUUGGCACCGGAAUUUAAAACUUGGACAAAUCAGACGUUUGAUAAACCGUUUCAUUUGGUUUUGGGUUACUACCCCUAUGUUAAUAGAGAAUAUGAUGCAUCUAACACUUCUAAAAGGAACCCAUAUUAUAAAUUAAAACAUGUUUUUCGCGUUGAAAAUCCUUUCAUUUUGGCCCAGUAUCAUUUAAAGAAAGUACAGCUGGAAGAACGAAACAAUGCAGUUAUGCAUUACAACUAUUUUCAUGGUACUAAAGGGGAAAAUUUGGAGCCAAUUUGCCUAAACAAUUUUAAUUGGCGCAAGGUAAGAAAGGGAAAAUUUGGGAGAGGUGUAAGUUUUUCACCAAGAUCUGAUUAUUCCAAGCAUUCCACCAGACGUUUUAACAUCUCCAUUGCACCAGUUCUACAAAAUUCUUUGUUAGCAAUUAAUCCAAUUGAACAACAAUUUAAUGCCAUGUUUUUAUGUAAAGUACUUCAGGGAAAGUGCCAUGUAGGUGCUCCAUUCAUCGAUGUACCCCUAAAUCAAUGUGAUACUACUACAAAUGGAAAGGGGACAGUAUUUGUUAAAUAUGAAGAUUUCGAAUAUUGUCCUCAAUACAUUAUUUUAAUGAACUCUGCAAAGAAUCCAAAUUGGGUUGUUAAAAAGAUAAACUAUCAUCUAUUUGAUAAUUAUAUUAACUUAGAUUAAACUUUAAUAUAAUCUUCAUAUAUUUUUAAUCCUUACUAUUAUGUGAUUAAUAUAAUUAAUGUAGUAUUUUGUUUUAUGUUUUUGUU